CAACUGAGCCUCCAUCAAAUCGUUACUCCUUCAAAAGUCAACUAAUCCAACGGUUAAAACUCAAUCAUCUCAUCCCCCACUGACCACUGUAAAGGCUUUCAUAUUUCUGCAGCUUUUGUUUCUCUUCCUUCACUUCUUCUCUUUGUCUCAAACAGAAGAGAAAGAAAACAGAGGAAGGGAAAAAAUCAGUUGAAGGAAAACAGAGAAACUAAAAAAAUGGGUUUUGGUUUUACAGCAUUUCUUCUUUCUCUCCUCAUUGUCUUCGUGAACCUUGGUUGUCUUAAUGGGAGCUCCGAGCUCAGAGCUCUCAUGGACAUGAAAGCUGCAUUAGACCCAAAAAACAAGCACCUUUCGUCUUGGACCAUCAAUGGGGAUCCGUGUGAUGGGUCUUUUGAAGGGGUGGGUUGCAACGAGAUGGGUCAAGUGGCUAAUAUUUCUUUGCAGGGGAAGGGGCUUUCUGGGAAGCUCUCGCCGGCGGUUGCUGGGUUCAAGAACUUGACGGGGCUUUACUUGCAUUAUAACUCUUUGUACGGGGAGAUACCGAGGGAGAUAGCGAACUUGAGUAAGCUCAGUGAUUUGUAUUUGAAUAUGAAUAAUCUCUCCGGCGAAAUCCCUCCUGAGAUCGGUAAAAUGGGCAGUUUGCAAGUGCUGCAGCUCUGUUAUAACCAGUUGACUGGAAGCAUUCCGACCCAGCUAGGGCUUCUGAAGAAGCUCACUGUUCUUAGCGUCCAAUCCAACAAGAUUACUGGUGCAAUCCCGGCAAGUUUGGGGGAUUUGGGUAUGUUAAUGAGGCUUGAUUUGAGCUUCAAUCGCCUUUUUGGUUCAAUUCCUACCAAAUUAGCGGAUGCUCCUGUACUCCAAGUUUUAGACGUCAGAAAUAAUUCUCUAUCUGGCAAUGUUCCUCUUGCAUUAAAGAGGCUGGAUGAAGGAUUUCUGUUUGAAAAUAAUCUGGGUUUAUGUGGAUCCGGGUUUUCAUCGAUAAAAGCUUGCAAUGCUUCAGACCGUGUCAAUUCUAGGCCUGAACCCUUUGGACCAGGUGCAACCGGUCUUCCAACAACAGAAAUGCCAGAGACAGCAAAUCUGGAACAGCCUUGUAGCGAAACUCGGUGCUCAAAAUCAUCAGAAUCCCGUCAGGGUUCUGUUGUUGUUGUUGUUGGAAUGAUUAUUCUAGCAGUUGCACUUUUGGCUGCAGUAAUUCUGACUUUAACACAAUACCGUCAUAGGAAACAAAGACUAGCGAGCUCUAUUGAAACUUCUGAUAGCCGAUGUAGCACUGACCAAGCCAAGGUGCCUUACAGGAAAAAUGGCUCUCCACUCAUUAGCCUUGAGUAUGGCAAUGGAUGGGAUCCUUUGGCUGAUUGCAGGAGUUUUAGUGGGUUUGCCCAAGAUGUCUUCCUUAGCUUCAGGUUCAAUUUGGAAGAGGUGGAGACAGCUACCCAUUACUUCUCUGAGAUAAACUUAUUGGGUAAGAGUAACUCUUCCGCAACCUAUAAAGGGAUUCUGAGGGAUGGUUCUGUGGUUGCUGUUAAGUGUAUUGGUAAAACUAGCUGCAAAUCAGAGGAAUCUGAGUUCUUGAAAGGACUGAAUAUCCUGGCUUCAUUGAAGCAUGAGAAUUUAGUGAGGUUAAGAGGAUUUUGUUGCUCAAAGGCCCGGGGUGAGUGCUUUCUGAUUUAUGACUUUGUCCCGAAUGGAAACUUGCUGAGCUAUCUCGAUGUGAAUGAUGCUGAUGGCCACGUCCUAGAAUGGUCCACUAGAGUUUCCAUCAUCAAGGGAAUCGCCAGAGGAAUUGCAUAUUUGCACACGUACAAAGUAAACAAGCCUGUCCUGCUUCAUCAAAACCUUUCGGCUGAGAAAGUGCUCAUUGAUCAGCGACUCAACCCAUUGCUUUCUGAUUCGGGGCUGCACAACCUUCUUACCAAUGAUAUUGUUUUCUCAGCACUCAAGGCCAGUGCUGCCAUGGGCUACCUAGCUCCAGAAUAUGCCACCACAGGCCGGUUCACUGAGAAGAGUGAUGUUUAUGCAUUUGGAGUUCUUGUUUUCCAAAUCCUCUCAGGGAAGCGAAACGUGGCUAGUUUGGUACGUCUUGGACCUGAUUCAUGCAGAUUCCAAGAUUUUAUUGAUUCCAACCUCCUCGGCAAGUUCUUCGAAUAUGAAGCUACUAAACUUGCACAAAUUGCCUUCCUUUGUACUCAUGAAUCUCCUGUUGAAAGACCAUCCAUGCAAGCAGUUGUGCAGGACCUCAGUAACUGCAGUAGCUGCCUCUAGCCGCUACCAGUAGCUGCCUCUGGUGCAUUGCUAAACUAAACACUGGCCGAUGUCGAAAAGGGUUCUGAUAUUUUGUGCUUGUGUCCUCUCGCUGAGGACUAAACCUUGUCAAUGUAGUGCCUUGUGUUCAUAGGGAAGUGUGGGGGUAUUUUUCAUCUAUGACCAUCUCUGCCCUGGGGAAAUCUGUGAAGAGGUGGACUUUACUCCCAUUAAUUCUCUGUUUACAAUUAAAGAUUCUGUGAUGAUCGUCGAAUUAAUCUAAAUUGGAACU
Messenger RNA from Rubroshorea leprosula, 2536 nucleotides. Lineage: Eukaryota; Viridiplantae; Streptophyta; Magnoliopsida; Malvales; Dipterocarpaceae. The record is from the annotation of a GenBank genome assembly.